AUGGCCCAACCAACUAUCAGUAAUUUCUUCAAGAGAAAACCAAUAGGACAACUUGAAGAAGGCAGUAAAAGGCAAAAGGCUGAGAUUAUUUCAGUGGAUAUCGAAGAACCAAAAGAAACGUCUAAUCAGCAAUCGAAUACUAGCCCAUCGACCACGUCUCUGUCUUCUUUUAAGUAUGAAGUUUCAGAUCGAACAGUACCUGUUAACUUUGAUGCAAGAUCAGUUACUCCAGAAUCAGCAAAAAAGAUUGAAAAGCCAAAGAAACGUGCUAAAUCUUCAACUUCCUCAAACUUGACUCCUCUAGAACAACAAUUCAUUUCAUUAAAGGCUAAUCAUAAAGAUAAAAUAUUGGCCAUCCAAGUCGGCUACAAGUACAAAUUCUUCGGCGAAGAUGCAAAAGUGGCAUCGGGUAUUCUUGACAUUAUGUUUAUUCCAGGAAAAGUAUCUUUGGACCCCAACAAUUCAGAGGAGACAGAUUACGACAGAUAUGCCUACUGCUCUGUUCCUGAUACGCGCCUUCAUAUCCAUCUAAAGAGACUCUUGAACAAAGGACUGAAAGUUGGAGUGGUGAAACAAAUGGAGACUGCUGCAAUAAAGAGCAAUUCUGCAAACAAGAGCACACUCUUUGAGCGGAAAUUGACCAAUGUCUAUACGUCUGCGACCUAUAUUGACGAUACAAAUGAACAAGAUUUGGAGUCAAAUAAGGCUGGAAGCUUCAUUUUUUCCAUAUGUGAGAAGAAGAAUAGACUCUCGGUGAUGGCUGUAAACUUAAUUAAUAGCGAGAUAGUAUAUGAUUCUUUUGAAGAUACUCAGAUAAGAACUAAUUUGAGAACACGGUUACAAUACUUAGAUCCUGCAGAAUACGUGACGAUUGGCGAGCUAUCAAAGGAAACAGAGCAGUGCAUUAGUUCCUUUAUUAUGGAGAAAAGCAUUGGGCGAAAUUCAAUGACGAUUCGUAGAAUCCCCUACCAGCUAGAUGCUCAAUACUUGGAUAAACUAACAGAAUUUGUUUCUGCCUCGUCGAAUCCUGUAGAUUCUGCAUUAUUAUUGGAGUUCAUCACUGAACUACCGUCUCAUCUGCAAAUGUGCACAUACGGUUUGGUUGAAUAUCUCACUGAAUUUGGUCUUUCCUCCGUAUUUUUACUAAAAAGAAACUAUCAUCGAUUUAGUGACUCCAACAAGUAUAUGAUACUAGACUCUAAUACUUUGAAAAGCAUUGAGAUUUUGAACAACAAUACCAAUGGAGAGGAGGUUGGAUCCCUGUUAUGGCUACUAGACCAUACGAGAACGAAAUUUGGUUACAGAUUGCUUCGAAAAUGGAUCACUAAACCGCUUAUUGAUCGGGAACAGAUUCUGAAUCGCUCUGCAGCCAUUAGAGAUCUCAGCCUUCAUUUCAAAUCCAUUUUGGUGGAAAAACUCUGUUUUUUUCUGUCCAAUACAAAUGAUCUGGAGAGAAGUCUAAGUAGAGUCUACUUUGGUAAGACAACUCGUAAAGAAAUGUAUUUGGUGCUCAAAAAAUUCAACGAAAUUUUAGCUUUCAUGCAAAACUACUCCAAAGCUGAAAUUGAUCAGCUUCAGCUGGAAUCCUCAUUGUUGCGGGAAGAAUUCCUCACACUGCAUCAAUUGGCAACUUCUGAGUUGAAAAGUUUUACCGCCUACCUGGGGAUGAUUAACAGUGCUGCUGCUAUGGAUGAGUCGGACGAAAAAACACAUGUAACCAAUUAUUUCUCUUCAGAUUUUUUUGAUUAUGACAAGAUUGCUGUUGAAAAGAGAAAAGUCCAAGAGUUGGAAACCCUUCUAGAAAAAGAGUUGAUCAACAUACGUCAAAUCUUAAAACGCCCCUCCAUGGAAUACAUUAGCAACAACAAAGAACCAUAUUUGAUAGAAGUUCGAAACUCCACUGUCAAAAGUUUACCCAAAAACUGGAUAAAGAUCAAUGGAACAAAAACGGUAUCCAGAUUCCGAACUCCAGAAACAACCAAACUUUACAAACAGUUACAAUACCUUGAAGACCUAGUCGUCAUUGCGAACGAAUCGUGUUUUUCAUCUUUUUUGCAUUCAAUCAAAAGCCAGAGACCUUAUCUCAGCAGAGUUGUUUCCGCUUUGGCAACUUUAGACUGCUUAAUCUCUUUAACAGCUUCAUCUUUCAAUGGAGUAAAUAAUUGCCAACCAGAACUAGUUGACUCUCCUAUGAUCCAGUUGGAAGGCUCAAGAAAUCCAGUCAUUGAAAGCCUUACGAAAACUGGAUAUAUUGAUAACGAUUUUAGCAUGUCCCAGAAAGAGAAUAGAGUGAGCAUUAUUACGGGUCCCAAUAUGGGAGGAAAAAGCUCAUUUAUCAGACAAAUUGCAUUAAUAGUUAUAAUGGCGCAAAUCGGAUGUUCUGUUCCUGCCACUAAUGCUAAACUUGGCGUCUUUGACUCAAUAUAUAUCAGAAUGGGUGCACACGACGAUAUAAUAGGCGGCCAAUCUACGUUUCAAGUCGAACUUAGUGAAUGCUCAACAAUUAUCAAUAACUGUACACCCAAGUCCCUGGUCUUAUUGGACGAAAUAGGUAGAGGCACUUCUACGGUAGAUGGAUAUUCCAUAGCUUAUUCCAUCCUGGACUAUCUCAUUUCAGAGCCGUCAAAAAGUCCAUUCGUACUGUUUAUUACACAUUUUCCGACGUUGCAUGUUAUCGAGCAAAAAUAUGGUACUAUAGUAAAGAACUUCCAUAUGGGAUACAUGGUGGAAAAAAAAGAGGGAGAUUUGCAGGAUCCUGUGUUAGUUUUUCUCUAUAAGCUAGUGGAAGGUGUUUGCGAGAAUUCUUAUGGGCUUAAUGUGGCCAGGAUGGCUUUGAUUCCAGAGGAGGUUAUCUCCAAAGCCUUCGAGAUUUCCAGGGAACUUCAAGCUAAGAUGGAAUUCAGUCGGAGAAGAGAUCUGAUCAGAAAAUCUUUGGCUUGCAUAAGUACUUUACUUCAAGAAGAUGAUAAAGACUCGGUAGAAAAACUAAAAGAGUUGAGAGCUCAACUGGGCUGA
Molecule: messenger RNA, 3015 nt
Organism: Komagataella phaffii GS115
Lineage: Eukaryota; Fungi; Ascomycota; Pichiomycetes; Pichiales; Pichiaceae
Product: Mismatch repair protein
Exons: 1
Coding region: 1-3015 (1004 amino acids)
Biological process (GO): mismatch repair
Cellular component (GO): nucleus; MutSalpha complex
Molecular function (GO): ATP-dependent DNA damage sensor activity; mismatched DNA binding; ATP binding
Source: RefSeq, a predicted model, not a curated record